Messenger RNA from Limulus polyphemus (Atlantic horseshoe crab), 6342 nucleotides. Its product is annotated as solute carrier family 12 member 9-like. NCBI's taxonomy places the organism in Eukaryota, Metazoa, Arthropoda, Merostomata, Xiphosura, Limulidae. Gene Ontology annotation, biological process: potassium ion import across plasma membrane; potassium ion homeostasis; cell volume homeostasis. The record is from RefSeq and is a predicted model, not a curated record. Gene Ontology annotation, cellular component: membrane. The transcript has 14 exons. Gene Ontology annotation, molecular function: potassium:chloride symporter activity. The coding region runs from base 93 to 2927 and encodes 944 amino acids.
UCUAGUUGCAUUUGAAAAGUAACAUUGUACUGUCAGUAGACGAUAGUACUAUUUUUUAAAAGUCUAGUAAGAAUUGUAGAGAGCACUUCUUGAUGUCACUGAAAAGUGAUUUGUCAUCAAUAGUAUUGCUGGAGAAGAAUGUUGAAAUUUCAUCAGGAGUUUUGCAAAUGAAAGACUCAGUGAGAGCUACAGCUGCAAGUAGUCAGAAUUCAGAGAUGCCACUCCAAUCAUCUUCAGUAACUUCAGUCACUUCAGGUGGAUCAUCUAAUACAACUGCAGCUAAUGAUCGAACACCUUUGCUUAGGCACUCUCGCCUGUUUCGUAGCCUCAGUGGAGCUAAUGGAGGACCCCACUCAUUUUCUGAAACGAAUGGAACUAAUAUUCCUAUUGGCAGUACCCGACGGUUGAAAACAUUCUCGGGAGUUUUCACUCCUGUCUGUUUGUCAAUGUUCAGUGCAGUGCUCUUUCUUCGAGUAGGUUAUGUAGUUGGUUAUGCUGGCAUCUUGGAGUGUUUGGCACAGAUGACUCUUGCUUAUGUGAUCCUGGUUUCAACUGUCUUGUCAAUUUGUGCAAUUUCUACCAAUGGAGCUGUGGAAGGAGGGGGUGCUUAUUUUAUGAUAAGUCGUGCAUUGGGUCCAGAAUUUGGAGGCAGCAUUGGAACAAUUUUCUUUAUUGCAAAUGUUUUUUCAAGUGCCUUGUAUCUGUCUGGCUGUGUUGAAGGAAUUGUUGAUAACUUUGGAGAAUCUGGAAGCAUAGCGUCCAUAUUGUAUGUUGGCUACUGGUGGAACUUCCUAUAUGGUACUGUGUUGAAUAUCUUCAAUCUUGUAGUAUGCUUGGUUGGAGCUUCUAUGUUUGCUAGGACAUCUCUGGUCAUCUUCAUCAUUGUCCUCAUCAGUGCUGCAUCUGUGAUAAUCAGUUUUUUGGCAGUCAAACCUGGAAGUUUUCCUCUACCAAAAGAAAAUGAGUACAUGCAUAGCUUGAACAUAUCUGAAGCCUACUACACUGGCUUUAGCUGGGAAACCUUUACAAAUAAUAUUUGGAGUAACUAUACCAUUGAUUAUACAACUGAAAGUACCACUAGUUUUGCAGCAGUGUUUGCUGUUUUCUUUAGUGGCGUUACAGGAGUUAUGGCAGGUGCUAAUAUGUCUGGAGAUUUAAAAGAACCUGGUAAAUCUAUCCCACGUGGGACCUUAUCAGCAACUGCAUUCACUUUUGUGAUUUAUCUGAUUAUGGCAUUCCUUACUGCUGCUACUUGUUCAAACUUCCUGCUGAAAAACAAUUACCUGUACAUGCAGUAUAUCAACCUUCAACCACCCCUUGUUGCUAUUGGAAUUGUUUUUGCUACCCUGUCUGCAGCAUUAAGCAAUUUGAUUGGUUCUUCCAGAGUUUUGGAGGCUCUUGCUAAAGAUGAGCUUUUUGGUGCUGUUUUGAGACCUGUUGUACAAUACACUACUCAAGGAGGAAACCCAGUUGCUGCUGUUUUGAUGGCAUGGUUUUUUGUAGAGCUGAUUUUGCUAAUGGGAUCUCUAAACUUAAUUGCUCAGAUAACUUCCAUCUUCUUCUUGUUGUCUUACCUGUCAACAAACCUGGCCUGCUUGGGACUAGGUGUUGCUUCAGCUCCAAACUUUAGGCCAUCUUUCAAGUAUUUCUCCUGGUACACAGCAGCUAUUGGUUUGUUUGGAUGUGGAGUUAUGAUGUUUGUCAUCAGUCCUCUCUACGCGGCUAUUACUGUUAUUAUGUGCUUGAUACUUGUCAUUGUCCUUCAUCUCCGUUCACCUCCAGUUCGCUGGGGAUCCAUUAGCCAGGCUUUAAUUUUUCACCAGGUUAGAAAGUACCUGUUACUGCUGGAUAGCCGAAAGGACCACAUCAAGUUUUGGCGACCUCAGUUUUUGUUGAUGGUGGCAAAUCCUCGCUCCUGUGUUCCUCUGAUCAAGUUUGCCAAUGAUUUAAAGAAGAGUGGUCUUUACGUACUUGGUCAUGUUAAAAUUGGAAAUAUGACAUCACUUGAUACAGACCCUGUAACAGAAGAAUAUCCUCUAUGGCUUUCUCUAAUGGAUAAGUUGAAAGUUAAAGCCUUUGUAGAAGUUACCUUAGCUAGAUCAGUUCGGGAAGGAUUUCAUCAUUUGGUUCGGGUAUCAGGACUUGGAGCCAUGAAACCAAACACCAUUUUAUUUGGGUUUUUUGAUGGAUGUACUCCAAAUGAUUUUUUUGAGAAAGAUGAAGCAUUUUUGUCUCUACAGAGAGUGACUAUUCGAAAUGAAGUUUUCCUAAAGUUGAGAGAAGAAGAAAAAAGCAAAAUGGUAACUGCUAGUGAAUAUGUGCAGAUGAUUCGGGACAGCAUUUUCAGACUUCAAAAGAAUGUUUGUCUGGCUCGUCACUUUGAGAAGUUGGACAAGAAUAAGGUAAAAAAAGCUAAAUUUAUUAACUAUAUUGAUGUAUGGCCAAUGAAUUUCUUCCAUCCUUGCUCUAUUACUACCAUUGAUAACUCUUGGCUUUUUAUAAUGCAACUUGCCUGUAUCUUGAACAUGGUAAGUGACUGGAAGCGCUCUACUGUUUUAAGAGUUUUCAUGUGCAUGAAUGCUCAGAUGGAGAAUGCUCAGACCCGUCAACGACAAUGGGAAAACAUGUUAGAGAUGUUGAGAAUUAAUGCUGCAAUCAGUGUUAUUUUGUGGGAUCAUGUAACUGCUUUGCUGGACUUCCAGAAUGGCCAAAAUCCAGAGCUUCACACUGAUUAUCUUUGCAGUGUCAAUGCAAUGAUCAAACAGCAAAGCAAGAAUACGGCUGUAGUUUUUGUCCAUCUCCCAUCUCCUCCAGCUAAAGAAAAAGACAAUCAGACAUACCUUGAGAGAUUGAAUAUACUGACAGAAAAUCUCCCACCAACACUCCUGGUUCAUGGGAUCAGCCCAGUUACCUCCACCACUCUAUAGGGACCAAGGUUUAUUAGUAUAUAUUAGCAAGAUAGUUUAGUAUAGGUGGAAUUCCAUAGAAGUGAUUAUUAGGAUUCAGUUUGUUCUGAAUACAGUGAUAUUAAAAAUACAUAGAGAAAUGCUUAUGUCUCAUACAUAAUAUAAUUGUUGUAUCAAAGUGAUUUAAUUAAAAAUUAUACAACUUUCUUUUGUUAAAACUAUUAUAACCUUUUACAAAAUGAAUUGGAAUUGAAAAGGAAUAUUAAUGUUAUUUAGAGCAAUAGUUUUUUGUGUGAUUAUUCUUGUUUACUACUUAAAAUUGACAUGGAAUUUCUUUCCAAAUUAUUUUGUGAAUUUAACUGAUUUUUAUCGAAAGAUUCUUCCCGUGUUAAUGUUCUAUUUCUUCGGUUAACACAGAAACAGCUCUUUAUUCUUAAUCUAUUAAUAUUGUAUAUAAUACACUUAAAAUGGAAACUGAACCUUGUCUUUAGAAAAUUGUAUAAAAUAACUAAUCAAAUAAAAAAAAUUAUUUGUAAAAUUAGAAAUAUUAAUCACAGAUUAAAUUUUAUUUUGAAUUGUAAAAUUGAUUAAAAUGGCACUUGUUACUAUCCAGAAGUCUUUUCAUUCAGUACCAGAAAACUCUCAACUGAACUGUAAAAUAGCAACUAAAAGCACAUUCAAAAUGCUAUUUAUAUAUAUAUAUAUAUAUAUAUAACAUGGGCAUUUUACACCAGAAAGUACACUGAAUGCAGUUAAGGCUGCCAUAGUUCAGCCCAAUUGAUGAUUUCUGGUAUUGAAUAAAAGGCAUCCUGAGCUUUCAGUGUCAAAGAAAAGAUAGUUCUGAAAUUCUAUAUUUACAUGGUUCUGAUUAAAAAUCCAUGAAGGUCUAAUAAAGAGAAGUCUGAUGUAAAAACCUUUGCUGUCAGUCAUAAUUUUUUAUCACUCUCUUAUCAGGCAUAAAAUGUCUAAUUUUCCCACUUUAGGUGCUUUAUACCAUGCAUUAGUUUUUAAAAACAAAAAGAAAGUGAUUGUUUAUAUGAAUUGUGGUGCAUGUAAUUAGAAGAUAUACUGUUAUAUUUCAUAUAAUAAUUUGAAUAGUUCUUUUGUGAUUUAAAACAGUUAUCCCAAGGAAAUCAGAUAUAUCAUGGAUGGUGAUAGAUUUAAGGUUUUAACAUUGACUGCUGAUUAUGGCUAGUGUACUGAUACUCUUGGUGUAUGUAAGAAAAGUAUUGAAUUUCCCUUAAAUACUCACCCAUAAAAUGGAAUACUUAGUAAGUUGCAAUAGUUCAUUUUUCUGAUCUUUGUCAGUUUAUUUAUGGAAAACAUAAUUUUCUAUAUGGUGACUAACAUUAGUCGCAUACUUUUCAAUUUAUUAAAUAAUGUUCUUAAAUUAGUGAAGAAAAUUCUGUUUAGAAGAGUAAUUUUAUGCCAAUAAUAAUAAUAAUAUAAAUAAUGUCUCCUGUCGAUUAGUACAAAUUUGUGACCAGUUUUUAAGACUAAACAAGUCCAUCAUUAGAGGUUUUAAAUUCAGUCAAGCAACAGUAGCAAUGUAUGGAAAGCAUCCACUUCUUCAUUAUAAAGUCUGUCUAGUCAUUAUCUCCACUGUUAUUAUUAAAUGGGUUUUUAGCUUCUUUUUUCUUGAUCAGUAAGAGUACUUUAUCCUAUUCCAUCCCUCCUGAAGGUGGAAUCAGUUCCUUACUGUAUAUUAACAUUCCUUCUUUUAAUGUCUUCCAAUUUCUAAGUGACUGUGUACUGAUACUUUAAUAAUAAGUAAAAUUAUAAUAUGUAUUUGCAUAUCUUAUAAGAACUUUGUAUAACAUAUGUGACAUUAUUUGCACUACUUUUUCUUAAUGCAGAAAUAUUAUGCAAUAUUUUAUUUUGUGGGGAAAAAUGAAUGCAUGAUAGUUAAUUUCAGAUAUUUUUUUAAAGUUACUGCAUGGAUUAUAAGAAUUAUGUGUUGUAAAUUAUACUUUUCACUUAUAAGUAAGUUUGUUGGAGUUGGUAUGUGGUGGCACUUGUUUGUUGGAGUUUUACUUGCUCUAAAUAUUUUUAUAUGUUAGUCAUUUUAGUUGAUUGUGACAACAUUUUAUUUUACAUAUAACCUGCCUUAUGAAAAUAUACAAGUUGACACUCAUUAACUUAUUGUCAUGUACUAUACAGUUAUUAUGUUUUUAGUAAUUAUAAUAAAAUACUGCUUAUUAUACCGAACAUUGUUUCUCUGUUUUCUUGUAAUAACCUAGAAUUUGAAUGAUUUGUGUGAGUUAAUAGACGUGAUAUAGACAAUACUUAUGUAACCAUUUUAACUUUCUGUUUUAGAUUACAUCUUAAUUGAAACCAGGAUGAUCUGCUUAGUUCUAUGUAAUCUGUGAAGCAAUACAUUGAAUCAGUAGUUUCUGUUUGUUUAUGCUGCUAGUAAAGUUGGAUGAUAUAAGAACUACAAUUAAAGCCAAUACACUGUUCAAGUUUAAAAGAUUGUAACUAACUUAUGGUUAUUCAUAUUCUUCUCGCAUGUUGAACUGGUUCUGUUUUUUUAUUAAGUUUUUUUUAUAUUUAUUUUGGUGUGUGGUUUUAUUGAUAAGAGAUAAGAUUUCAAAAUAACCCACAUAACUUAAACGUUACCUCCACUGACUUAUUUUCAGUUGUUCAGCAGUCUCUUCAGUUUGGGAAACAUACAGGCAAUUAUUUAAGAUUGUAAGAUAUUUCAUAAGUUUAAGUAAGUCUUUUUACCUUAUUCUUGUAGCAUAACUUGUUUCUCACACACUUCUACUAGUUCUGAGGAAAUUUUAUUCAAGAAAAUAGGACCUGAAAUGUUCAGUCAAUAGGCAAUUAAAGGUGAUGAUCUUAUGUACUGGCUUUCUGCUGUAUUUCAUAUUUAUAAAACAAAUGUGUCUUAGUUAUUGUGAAAUUAUCUGGAAAUACAUAGAAGAUAUUACAAACUAUAAAUAAUUAACUAUAUUUAUUAAUUUAUUCCUAAUAUGGUAAUAAACUUGAAUGAAAAUUUGUAUUCUAUUGCUGAGAAUUUGAGUUAUGCUGAAAUGAUAUUUUUUUGGAUCUUUUGCCAAACAAUAUAUUAGUUUCUUGCAAAUGUUCUGUGUUAGGCAUAUAAUUAUUUUUAAUAACUUAUAAAAGUCUAAUAUUACAAAAUGUAUUUGAAGGUUUGAGAUAAUUGUGGACAGUCAAGUUUUAUUUUCAAACUAAUCAUUACCACAAUGUAAUAGAAAGAAAUUAGAAUAAAACACACACCAGUUGUUGAUUAAGUGUUAUUGUUUUUCUUAUUUAAUUUAUUUUUCAUGAACAUAUGCAUAUUAAUAUUAUUUUGAGAAGUGUUUUCAUGUAUAUUGCAUUUUUUUUGUGAUUUGGUUUUAAUCUGUAUGAUUGUUGUCAAGUUUGAAAUAUACACUAAAAAGUGUAAAGUAUCCAUAAAUAAUAAAACAGU